AUGUUACUUCCAGCGCAACGCCCGACCUUGCCCACAACGCUGCCAAUGCCAUGUGCGGCAGCUCCGAUGGCAGUGGGCGCUCGGACCCUGCCGCAGGCAAGUCCGCAGCUUCCUCCGCAACUAACUCGAGUGGCUUCACAAGGCGGACUGAUGGGAGUGCCGGCAGUGUCUAUGCCUGCAGCAGUGCCUAGCAUGGGUAUGCAACGUUGUCACAGCGUCGGCAGCAUGCCCAGUGGUGUGGUGCAGAUGCAGCAAAGGGCGGUUACAGCUAGGGCUGUGACCCCAACACCACAGCCGAUGUUCAGGAUGGGCUCUGGAGUUGUACAGACUGGUGUACCAGUUGCCACUGCGAGUUUCGCUCCCAGCCCUGCGCCUGUGGCAUCAGUUGUCUCGGUGGCAUCCGUGGGCGCUUGGCCCCCGUCCUCCCGACAACCUUCAAUAUCUCCACGGAAUCAACCAGCUCCAGAUGCAAAGAUCGCGACCACUCCCACAUCCAAAGCCACAUCCAAAGAGGGCAGCCCAAGGUUUUACCAAAGCCAUGCCAUGAAGCACACCAAAUCUGAAGAUGGGUCGCCUCGAUCUCAAUCUGAUAGCCCCAAGAGUAAGCCAACAAGUCCACGAAAUGGAGGCUCUGUCAAAGGUGCAGCUUGGCAAGGGAAGACCGCGGAAGAAGCUCCAUGGGAAGUGCCAUACUCCAUGCGUGCUCGAUCUGGUAGCAUUUCCCCAACCCAAAGCCCCCAGCGCCCACAGCGGCCGGGAAAACCCCAGCGUUCAGAAUCGCAGAAGAGGCGCUACCAGGAUCUGUAUGAAGAUCAUGAGAUACGACUUCAGAAGUGGCAGGCAAAACUGGAAGAGAAAAAGCGGAAGGAAGAAGAAGAGGUCCAGAAGAACAUUGCCAACACUUGCAGCCCCCGGAAUUUCAGCCAGCACCAGUUUCAGAGCUGGUACAGUGAAAGCAUGAACAAAAAGCAGGAGGGCCUCGUCAAUCGCCUUGAGAAGAAGCGAUCUGAGGCGCGCAUUCGAGCAUUUCAGGAGCUGUCUGAGUGUACCUUUACGCCCAUGGCUCCAACAUGGAAGGCCAAACGGUCUCCGCGAUCAAGCCAAUCAAGUCGAGCAGGGAGCUUUCUAUCUGAUGCACGACCUGUCGUACACGAAGGUGAUCAACAGGCUCAGGCAGAUGAGCUGGUCGCGGCGCAGGUUACCCAAAUCGAUGCCUUGCGCCAACUGGAAAAGAAGGAAAGGGAAAUGCACGAAGCGACCCAACAGGUCUUCAAUGAAUUUCUGGAGAGGUCGCUUGAGGAAGGACGGCGGAAGCUGAAGCUCUUCGAAGAGACACCCGAAGGCCGCGAGUAUUUGGCUACUCGUGCCAGAAGCUACAUGGAGCUGAAUCGUGGCAUGAACGACUCAGCAGCUUUUGCCGAGGCUAGAAGUGAUCUUUCGCGUGCCAGCGAGGCCAAACUUCAUACACAUGCCGCACAGUUGCGGCAGCAACGUGUUCAGAAAGAUGCCCAGCAGAUCCAACUGGCCAGACUGAAGGUUGCAUGGGAACUCAUCCAGCUGCAACGUCGCUAUAGCCAGCUGUUGGACAAACAGCUACUGCCAAGGCAUGGUAUGUCGAAGCGCGCAGCUUUGCUCACAAUGUUGCGAAGCCAGAGGUGUUUGGUCUUCAUCUUGAUGGCAUGUGAUGCAGUGAUGCACACAGAGAAUGAAUUGUAUCUGCAGAUUCAGGGCAGCUUGGCGGACAAGGUUUUCCUUGCCGGGCUCAGCAUGACAGAUACCAGUGCUGAGCCUCCCGCCAAGCGGGCAAGGAAGGGCACUGAAGAUUGGUACGAGCAGAACAAGGAUCAGUUCAAACCACCAGUCUGCAACAAGCUGAUGCACAAGGGGCAGCUAAGCAUCAUGUUUGUUGGCGGUCCGAAUACCCGCAAGGACUUUCAUCUAGAAGAAGGCAGCGAGUUUUUCUUCCAGCUCAAGGGGAACAUGGAGCUGCCAACUGUCCAGAAAGGCAGCAGAAAGCUCGUUAAGAUCAAGCAGGGCCAAAUAUUUUGCCUGUCUUCCCGCAUCCCUCAUUCGCCUCAGAGACCUGAGGAAGGUUCCUUGGGCUUGGUGGUGGAGCGGCGGCGCGAGGGCAAGGAGGAGAUUGACGGCUUGAUCUUCUACGAAGACUUCAAUACUUGCAAGAAAGUCCGCUGGGAGAAGUUCUUCCGCUGUGAAGAUUUGGCAAAGGACCUUCCUCCUGUCAUAAAGGCCUACAAGGCCUGGGAGGAUGCUGGUGCUGUGCCAAAAGAAUUUAAGGAGGAGGACCGACCAGUGAAACAGGAUAAGGAGACUGAGGUUCCGGAGCCCUUCUCAUUGCAGGACUUCCUGAAGGCCAAUGCCGAGAAACUCGCAGCUGGAGAAUCGAUCAAUCUCCUGGGCUUUGAUCAUCCAGACAAGGAGUUUGAAGUACUGGUCAUUGGUGGGAGAUCGGAACAGACAGGGCAGCAGUCGCAGCUGGAGACCUGGUUCUACCAGAUCAAGGGCACUGUGCACAUUGCUGUCCCUUCUGGGACGUUGGCGCUCAACGAGGGUUGCUGUUGCAUCGUGCAAGCAGGAGUAACCUGUGACGUUGCGCGUUCCGAAGGCUCCAUCGGCAUAGUCCUCCGGCAGAAUAGCCUGGGCAACAAGCCAAAUGGUGACAGCCAAGCAUAG
Messenger RNA from Cladocopium goreaui, 2691 nucleotides. The record is from the annotation of a GenBank genome assembly. Lineage: Eukaryota; Dinophyceae; Suessiales; Symbiodiniaceae.